CAUAAGAAACAUUUUGUAUUGGUUAUCACGACAACUUCAUACUCACUGUUGUAACAAUUAUGGACAUGGUAGGCUUUUGAAGCAGCAUGGAGUGCGGCAUGCACGGUGGAAGGGAGAACAACGAUAGUGAUCCCAGAGGGUGCAUACCUGCUUGGUCCAACAAUCUUCAGAGGGCCUUGCAAAGGCAUAAUGGUGAUGCAAGUGAAAGGGCAGCUACUAGCAUCCACCCAUCUCGAAGCUUACAAAGAAAAUUGGCUCGAUUUUCAGUACAUUAAUGGACUAGUUAUCUCGGGAGGUGGAAAAUUCGACGGACAAGGAGCUUCUGCAUGGCCUUAUAACCAAUGCAAAAAGAUACUCAAUUGCAAACCCCUACCGAAGGUAACCUUGGUGUUUAAUUUCGUCACGAACGCAACCAUCAGCAGCAUCAAUUUUAUCGACAGCAAGUUCUUCCACGUUCAUGUCUUUAAAUCAAGAAAUAUUACAUUUGAUUCCAUUAGGAUCAGUGCUCCUGGAGAUAGCCCCAACACUGAUGGCAUCCACAUCGCCGACUCGACCAAUAUCCAGGUUGCUAACUCGGUAAUCGGCACUGGAGAUGAUUGCAUCUCCAUCGGCUCGGGCUGCACCAAUUUGACCAUCUUUAAUGUGUUAUGCGGUCCUGGCCAUGGCAUCAGCGUCGGUAGUCUCGGCAAAAAUGCCGGUGAGAAAGAUGUCAUCGGGCUGAAAGUGAUGCAAUGCAAUCUUACCGGUACAACAAAUGGAUUGAGGAUCAAGACAUGGCAAUCUUCUCCAUCUAGUUUGAAG
Musa acuminata subsp. malaccensis (wild Malaysian banana) is the source of this 801-nucleotide messenger RNA. The record is from RefSeq and is a predicted model, not a curated record. NCBI's taxonomy places the organism in Eukaryota, Viridiplantae, Streptophyta, Magnoliopsida, Zingiberales, Musaceae.